GAGCUCUGCCCAGCUUCUGUCGUCUAUCAGUUUGUGCAACACCACAGCGUCUUUCUCUAGAUCCGUUCCUUGUGGCCAGUACUCCUGUUGGUCGCUUCUAUUGCCAUGUCUCUUCCAGUGCAGCUGACCGAGCUGGUCGAUUUCAACCAGCGGAGCUUGUUUGUUUCGGCCGCUGCCAUCGCCUUCAACCCGACCUUCUGGAACAUCGUCGCCCGCCGAGAAUACCGCACCAAGUUCCUUACCCGACUCUUUGGCGGAAACUCCCAGGCAGCAUGCUAUGCCCUGGCGGCAACCAUUUUCUUGCUCGGCCUCGUCCGUGAUUUUCUCUACGAGCGCGCCCUCCGCGACCAACCGUCACACCCGGCUCUCGAUGAACCCCUCGUGAAAUAUGCCGCCUAUGCGCUGCUAGCUGUCGGCAACAUCUUCGUCAUCUCCUCCACAUGGCAAUUGGGUAUUACGGGUACAUUCCUGGGCGACUACUUCGGCAUCCUCAUGGACGACAUCGUGACGGGCUUCCCCUUCAACAUCACCAACGCUCCGAUGUAUUAUGGCUCCACCAUGAGCUUCCUCGGCAGCGCGCUGCUGUACGGAAAGCCCGCUGGCAUAUUACUUACGUUGCACGUGUUGGUGGUCUACCUGGUCGCCAUCCAGUUUGAGAACCCGUUCACCGCGGCUAUUUAUGCCAAGCGUGACCGGGAAAGAACCAAGCCUGCUGGGGAGAAGUUCGAGAGCAAGAAGGAGCUCUAAGUUCGGGAGUGCUGUGGAAUAGCUCCAAGGCCCUAAACGGAAAAAGCGCUGAGCCCCGCUGGACGUCUUGCCAUGCAUAUCUCGCGCGGUAGGCCGAUCGCUCACACUCACCGCGGCCUUACAAGCCAUCGUCCGCACGCCGUUGGCCAGGCGGUGCAGCCCGGCGAGCGAGAUCUAAGCAUGCGGCUUCACAUUUCGCAGCGUCGGUUGCCCAGAGUCCUCCCCUCAACGAUGGUGGCUGUGGUGCGAGAAGCACCCGGUAGAGGAUUGGCCACAGCGAGGGUCGAGGUAGCUCCGUCCAAUGUCGUUGGUCAUCAACUGGCCCAACAAGCCAAACAAAACAGACAGAUGCACAAUUGAGAGUUGGAAUAGAAAUAACCUUGGAAACCGUUGAUUCCAUUUGAAGCUCUAUCUUUCUCAUCGAUCCAGCAAACACCGUUGA
Molecule: messenger RNA, 1189 nt
Organism: Chaetomium strumarium
Lineage: Eukaryota; Fungi; Ascomycota; Sordariomycetes; Sordariales; Chaetomiaceae
Product: phospholipid methyltransferase-domain-containing protein
Exons: 4
Coding region: 106-747 (213 amino acids)
Biological process (GO): phosphatidylcholine biosynthetic process
Molecular function (GO): S-adenosylmethionine-dependent methyltransferase activity
Source: RefSeq, a predicted model, not a curated record